UAGAGCUGCAAAUCAGUCAAUAUUACAUUCACUGCAUGCAAAGAGAGACGAGUCACAAUCGUCCAUUUUGCCACAAUCUUUAACGUUGUCUCAAUCUUUAGUGAAAGUGUUUUUAAUUUUGACCCGAAUAAUUUUAAUAAAUCACAUCAUUUCAACGACCAAAAUUGUUAUAUAUAUUUUUUUGGUUGAAAAAUAUGCAAAACAACUGAACUGAAACUUGGUCGGCAAAAAAAGCUACAACAAGAUUUGAAAGUGAAAUUUGAACGCCAUAACAAUGGAUAACAUUAAGGAUUACGACGACGAAGGUUUUGAACUAACAUUUGAAGAUGGAACAACGGCUGAAGAGAAAAAAUAUUUCGUUCAAGCGUAUUCAAAUGUUAACAUGGUGGCUGAUAAAAGGCUGCAUUGUACAUGUUGCAACGUUCAUAUUGGCACCGCACCGAAUGCUGAAAAGAUCAUUCGCAUGCAUCCCGUGUUGCGAGUGACGCAAUGUUAUAAAUGUUAUCGUUUCUACAACAGCGGCGAAUUCGAAAAGGGUGAGGAUGGAAGCGAACUAUAUUGUCGCUGGUGUGGUCAAGGCGGUGAUGUUUACUGUUGCUCCGAUUGUCCAUAUGUAUUUUGUAAGAAAUGCAUUCUCCGCAAUUUGACGAAAGUCGCAUUGAACAAUGUUACGUCAAAUGACAAUUGGAAGUGUUUUUCGUGUGCACCGAAAAUUCUAUACCAUUUACGGGCUCAACAUUGGGCGCUGGUAAAUUUCAUUGAAAAACAACAAAAGAAAAUUGAAAAGAUGCGCAAGACUCACGAUCGAGACGAAAUCGCCGAUGCAAUGUCACAUGAUUCAUCUCAAUGUUGUCAAACAAAGAAGAAAACAAUUGAUUGCAAAAAGCGAAAGCCACUCCUUUACGAUGAUUCCGAUGAUGAUUCGGAAGAUUCAAAUUGGUCUACAAAGAGAAGAAGCAAAGUAGCUAAGAAGAGUGUGUCGGAAUCGUCAGACGUGCCGGUGGUCGUGCCAGUUGCGACGCAAAAAAUUGAUAAAGAAGUACCGAAAAAGAAGUCUGAUCCGCCACCACCACCACCAAAAGAGCCACAAGUGAAAAAAGUGGUUCCAAAGCCCACUCCAAAUGUACAAAAAACCGUACAGCCAGCAAGCACACCAAUCGCACCAGUCGUUGCAAAUUCAGAUGCAGCCGAAAUUGAUUGUACACCAGAUUUAUUUGCGUAUCUUGUGAAUCACAGCUAUGAACAAACCGUUGGUGAAAAGGAGCAAUCAGAAAAUUCGGUGUCAUCAUCGACAGGAAUCUCAUCAACUAUUCAAGGACCAUCGACAUCGAAAAAUCAACCAACACGACCUGCAGUACAAUCACAGCCACAAUUUUCAAACACUUCCGAUUCGAUUCGUAUACAAAGUGUGACAAGUGGAAAUGAAGUUGCGAAUGCUGAAGUGUCACAAGGUCAAUCGGCAAAUCGUGAACAAUUUGUGAGACGAGUUGCUCGAUCUACGGUUACACAAGCGGCUUCGCAACCGGUAUAUCACAAUUACAAUGGAUAUCGAAUUGAUUUGAAUAGUGCUGCACAACAAAGCACAAUUCGUUUACCAAACGGCAAAGUGAUUCAUGUUAAGAAACAAACACCAGCAAACAAUGGACGAAAUGAACCAACCAGAUAUUCAAUAAGAGAUGUAAGACCAACCGCUCCAGUGGCAACAGCACAAAAUCAAACUGUUACCGCACCGGCUUCGGUUCGCCAUCCAAUCCAACGUGUUCCAACAUCGACUGUGGUGAGACCACCUGGGCCGCCACCGCCACGUACACAAUUUGCUCAACGUAUGCAAACAAUUCAACAGCAAAUUCCGCCGCUGAUUAUAAAUUCAGUGAGCUCAGCGGGACCGAUUCCACCGCUACAGCAAAUACCAACACCAGCAGCAGCAAGAAUGCGUCCACAAGUCUAUCAAAGGGCAAUUUCGAAUCAAAUGCGACCACACACAGUUCCGCCAAAUCAUAUGUCAUUCCAAGAUGCACAAAUGCAUUUACAGCAGCAAAUAUCAAUGCGACCAAGCGUAGUGUCAAAUCAAGUGCGACCAAAUGUUGCUGUGCCACCGGCACAACUUCCAAAUGUUACGGCCGGUCCAAGUAUUCUGAAUGCAUUGCCACAACCAAAAGUUUAUGCAAACGAUUCAGUUGGCCGUGCACGUACCCAAUUGGAGCGACAAAUAUUCAAUUCUAUAUCGAUUUGUCAUCAAAUCGAUGGAAAACUUAAAACGCUCAUGAAUUCAAAUGCGUAUAAAAAUGCGCAAAAAUUACACGAUAUUAAAGAGCUUUACAUUCAUCUAUCGUACCUAUUCACCUACACGAAAGGACGCUUUCAAACGGUUCACGACAAAUGCAUGGAAGAUAUGGAACGUCUUGGUUUUAAAAAUGAUGCAACCUCAUUGUCAUCGGGAAAUGUGAUCGAUAAGUAUGGUAGCGAUGUCGACGAAGACGACUUGGAAAUUGUUGAGCCCAAUCAUCAAACAAUUAAUUUGGAUUCGGAUGAUGAGACACGAACUCCCGAGAAGAAUAAAUCGAAAACGAAUGCAAACACAGCAAACGGAUCACGCCAAUCGAUUGGCACACCUGGUGAACAUGAAGUUGCUUUAUCCAACCGAAGCGGACCAAUUAAUACUUCAGGACUUGUGCUGGACAUUUCUUCUUCUUCGACCGAACAUUUGGAAUGUGAUGUUGAUGUGACAUCACUUUUACAAAUCAAUAUGAAUGUAGAGGAGGAAGAUGAUCAUGGUGAAUUGUUGCUAUCGCGCAUGAAUGAUGAUGUUGAUGGAAUUGCAACGCCACCAGAAACUGAAGAACCCGAAAUUUUAUCCAUUGAAAAUGAUUUGAAAUUGAAGAGCCUAGUAACCAUUGAGUUGAAACCAGUUGAAAAUGUUUAUCCCGAUUUGAUGAAAAAGGCGCUACAGAAAAUGAAAAACAGUGAAAUUGUAGUUGAAGAUGACGAUAAAGAGGCAGAAGAGGAACAACAGUCCGAUACAAAUUCACCGUGCCAAUCACAAGAUGUAAGUGAAAAGAAAGACGAUGAUGUAGUUGUGGUGGAAAAUGAGCAGCGCACUGAAAAUCAAUUAGAAACUGCAAAAAAUAAUGAAAAUGAACUGCAAUCUAACGAAAACGUUGAUCAACCGCCGGAUGAAACCGAAAAAACUGCUGACGAAUCGAAACAAAACGAAAAUCAACAAAACGAAAUAGCAGCAAUUGAAGAGGUUGAAAAUGAAACGCCACAAAUUGAUACGGUUGAAGUAGAAAAUGACAUCGAAAUGCCACAAAUUGAAGCCACCACACCACAAAAUGAUGCCGAUUUUAGUGAAAAUGAGGCAAAAUCGAUUGAAAGUAGCUCGGAUAAUGGUGAUAACGAUACAUCAAAUCAAGAAAGUCACGCGGAAAUAACAUCCACGUCAAUGGUUAUUGAUGAAAAUGAUGUCGUAAUGUUGGAUGCCAGUAAUUCACCAAACAGAAGUGAUGACAAAACCAAUGAUGACCAAUUGGAAAAUGACGGCAAUGAUUCGAACGAGGUCAGUAUGAUGGACACGGUCAACGAUGCUCUUAUUGAAAUCACAACGGAAAAUAACGAACACAUUGAGACGGAAUCACUCUUUUCGGAUUUGGAUAUCAAUAGUGCAAUCAGCACCAGUGAUACGCUAAAUGUGGUCGCAUCUAUUUUAGAUAAUAACGACUUUGAAAAUAUUUCAUCGCCAGAAAAUUUUUAAUUCAAUUCAGCAUUUAUAAAAAAA
This is a messenger RNA of Contarinia nasturtii (swede midge), 3775 nucleotides long. RefSeq lists its product as uncharacterized. NCBI's taxonomy places the organism in Eukaryota, Metazoa, Arthropoda, Insecta, Diptera, Cecidomyiidae. The transcript has 4 exons. Bases 275 to 3751 code for a protein of 1158 amino acids. The record is from RefSeq and is a predicted model, not a curated record.